Molecule: messenger RNA, 2930 nt
Organism: Sander lucioperca (pikeperch)
Lineage: Eukaryota; Metazoa; Chordata; Actinopteri; Perciformes; Percidae
Product: G-protein coupled receptor family C group 6 member A
Exons: 7
Coding region: 55-2868 (937 amino acids)
Biological process (GO): G protein-coupled receptor signaling pathway
Cellular component (GO): membrane
Molecular function (GO): G protein-coupled receptor activity
Source: RefSeq, a predicted model, not a curated record
GAGAAAAGUGUUCCUCCACAUCACAGAAGUGCUUUUUAUUUCACACCAUUCAGGAUGCCGAUGUGCCGCCUGCUGUGCAGCUUCUUCUUGGCCCUUAUAAUACUGAGCAGCAUCCCGGCUAGUGUGGAUGGAUGUGAUUAUGCUCAGUCCAUUUGCGGUGCCCAAGCUCCUGGUGAUGUUGUGAUUGGUAUGAUGUUACCAUGUCAUCGUAAAGUGUUUCUUCAAGAACGGAUUAGACCUGAAAGCUUCCAGUGCUCUGAUUUUGAUCUGGUGUCGUUUAUGAGAUCCUUGGCUAUAAUCCACGAAAUUGAUGAGAUAAAUGCAGCUGGCUUCCUCCCAGGAGUGCGUCUUGGAUAUCUGAUGUGUGACACGUGCUCCUUUGCAAGCAAGGCGUUGGGGAAUGUGGAGCACAUGCUCGAAGACAACAAGACUUUAAAUGUGAAGUGCAACUACACUGACUUCAGGCCCAAAGUCAAGAUUAUUUUAGGAGCUUCAAACUCUGAUGUGUCCAUCGCUUUGGCUAGCCUGCUAAAUGUGUACAUGGUCCCUCUACUGAGCAGCACAUCAUCUGCAGCCAAACUGAGUGAUAAGUUACGCUUCCCAUCUUUCAUACGCACUGUUCCGAGUGACAAGCAUCAGACCAAAGCAGUGGCCAAAAUGAUGAAGCACUAUGACUGGAACUGGGUCGGGGUUGUGUAUGGGGAUGAUGAAUACGGGAAAGCAGCUUUCCAGAGUUUCCUCACGGAUGCUGAGGCAAAUAAUGUGUGCUUGGCCUACCAGGAGGUUUUGCCUUAUUACCUUGAUAAUUUACAGACCAUGCAACGUAUUGAGCAAGUCGCCGCGCAGAUCCGCUCCUCUAAUGCCCAGGUGGUACUGCUAAUCCUUAAAUUAGAUCUGGUGCAGGGCCUUUUUAAGGAAAUGAUCAGGACCAACACAUCAAGGAUUUGGAUUGCCAGUGAUGCCUGGUCCAGGAGCAUUUCCAUUGCCCGAAUGGAUAGCAUCAACAAGGUUGGGGACAUCUUGGGCUUCACGUUUCUUUCAGGCAAGAGUGAUUCAUUUGAAAAAUAUCUCAAGAAUCUGACAGCAACCCCAGGAGGAUACAACUACUUCAUUGAAGAAUACAAGAACCUGAGAUUCAACUGCACCUCAGAAUGUGACUCCAAAACACCUCCAUCCUAUUGUUCCAUACCUGAUCUCAGGAAAAUUCAAUCUGGCAAUGCAUGCAAUUUCACGGAUCCCCAAGAGCAAAAUGAUGACUAUCUUGUAAAUGCUCUGGAUACAAGUCAAGCCUUCCUUCACAAAGUAGCUGUGCAGGCUGUAGCAAAUGCCCUCAAAAAGCUACUGAAGUGCAACAGUUCAUUAUGCUUAGGAGAAAUAAACUUCCCACCAUGGAAGCUUCUUGAAGAACUGAAGAAAGUUAAAUUCGAGUAUGACAACCAGACUUUCUUUUUUGAUCCAAAUGGUGAUUUUGGAAAUCUUUAUGAGCUGAUCAUGUGGAAAACGGAUGGGGAAUAUAGAAAAUUUCAAAGGAUUGGGAAGUACAAUGUAACUUAUGGAAACGUUGAAGUGAAGACAGACAUCAUCUGGCUUUCAACAGCCAAUACCACGAUCCCUCAGUCUAGAUGCUCACAGCGCUGUGCCCCUGGCUCAGUAAAAAAGAUCUUCAACACAUCCUGCUGUUACAGCUGCAUCCCAUGUGUGGAGGGGACUUAUUCAGAUGAACCGGAUCUUCAAAACUGCAAAACCUGUCCCAAUGGAACCUGGUCUCUCAAGAAUUGGAGUGAGUGCAAGCCAAGAACAGAGUCUUACAUGAAAUGGAGCGAUCCUCACCCAAUCGUCAUGAUGGCUGCAGCAGCCUUUGGUAUCUUGCUCUUGUUGGUUACCUUCAUUAUCUUUUUAGUGUACAGAGAUUCCCCACCUAUGAAAAGAGCUGAGGUGAGAUUGUCCUGUGUGAUGAUGGCUGGUCUAUCAGUGAGCUUUGCAAGUGUCAUAUGCUUCAUGGGCAAGCCAAGUGUACAUUUCUGCCGUGCCCGCCAGGUAAUGUAUGCUAUGGGCUUCACCCUGUGUGUGUCCUGCAUCCUAGUCAAGGCCUAUCGUACUUUCCUUGCUUUCCUUCCCUUUGGUCAGCUGACAAGUCGGCAACUACACAAACUUUACCAUCCACCUGCAAUUGUCAUCAUCAUAACUACUCUCCAGGGGAUCAUCUGUCUUCUCUGGCUGAUCUUUGAUUCUCCUGAUAUUGAUGAAACACCUCCACCUCCACAAAGCAUGACAAUACUAAUCCACUGUGAUGAAGGUAACACAUAUAUAGGUUUUGGCAUUAUGUUGAGCUACAUAGCUCUGUUAUCAUUGAUUUGCUUCCUCUUGGCCAUCAAAGGCAGGAAGGUUCCACAUGAGUUCAGUGAAACAGGCUACAUAAUCUUUAGCAUGCUAAUGUACUUGUUUGUGUGGGUGUGUUUCAUCCCAGUCUAUAUCACCAACAGUGAAAAUGGCACUCCUGUGCAGGCUUCAGCCAUUCUAGUGUCCAGCUAUGGCAUCAUCUUCUGCCAUUUUUUACCCAAGUGCUAUGAAGCACUUUGGGGGUCAAAGACAGACACAAUAGAGAAGAUUUUAAGAAAAUGGCAUGUCAUCCCCAGUCCAAAUCUUGAUUCUGUGACAGAGAUAGAUAUAGAUAUCCCUGGAAAGAAUACACACUCACAAAAGAGUGACAGAUUAUCAAGUACAUCAACUAUAUUGAGGAGCUCAGGGACACCAAGCAAGAUCAGCCAUACUGAUUCAGUGCUGGACAUAAUGGAUAUGUCCAAUGGAAAGAUUAAUGCCUAUCUUAGGCUAAGAACAAAAAUUGGGAAACGCAGUAUAUCCUUCUGAAAAUUUUUCCAGUGAAAUUGUAUUGCACUGAUAUUCAGUUAUACUCUCUCUUCUAUUCUAUU